This is a messenger RNA of Clupea harengus (Atlantic herring), 5253 nucleotides long. RefSeq names its product heterogeneous nuclear ribonucleoprotein L-like (gene hnrnpll). Gene Ontology annotation, molecular function: RNA binding. Lineage: Eukaryota; Metazoa; Chordata; Actinopteri; Clupeiformes; Clupeidae. Bases 1296 to 2942 code for a protein of 548 amino acids. The record is from RefSeq and is a predicted model, not a curated record. Gene Ontology annotation, biological process: mRNA processing. Gene Ontology annotation, cellular component: nucleus. The transcript is spliced from 13 exons.
GGUAGAGGACUACCAUCGUGUAACGACAGCUCCUUUCACACCAACUCAACGAGAUUCUCACAGAUCAUAUCUGUGAAUUUCAUUCAAGACAUUCAAGCUAAAACUAUUUCAUUCAUGUAGACAAGUUUUGGAGUAGCCUACAAUUACGGUAAAAAAAAUACGAUAUUGUGGCGUGCAAGGGGGGUUGUGCGCUUCCGUUUUGUUAUGGGUCUGUGUUGUAGAUAAUGUCAAUGUUUUAUUUUGUGCUUAAUGUUCCCUUUCCGAAUGUACGCUACUUGUGUUUUUAGCCUGUGUUAAUGAUAACGUGUAUUUCUGUUAUCCUUUUUGAGUCCGUGUGCAAUGCAUAAUCGAGUGUAUGUGAUUUCUGCUGUUAGCGUAUUUGCCCCCACCCCUAAAGUGUGUUGUGUCCUCGUAUAAAACUGUCUGCACCCUCUCCUUUUGGUAUAAGUCACUAAAAGGUUGGUUCUUGUGUAUUGUUCUGCAAGACGCCGAUGAUGUUUUGAUGUUUUGAUAGACUCAUCUGUAUCUUUAUGCAGAUAAUCGAGAAGGACAAAUAAACGCAACAUUUCUCUGAAUAAUACUGAAAAGCUGAUUGAAAUAUGAAAUUCUGAAGAUGGAAGAUGUCAGACAGGCCUACAGGCGUGAACACUAGCCUACUCCUUCCAAUAAAUUACGUUGUUGUGUUAGAAUGUGAAUUUGAAACCAGUUUAUUAAAAAUAAUAAGUUCAAUUAAAAUUUAAAUAUUGCUUGCAUGCGGUGCUGUAGGCUAGUAGGCUACUUACAAUGUCAGCUCAAUCCAGGAAAAGGUGAGCAGCCUAUUAGCUGCGAAACUCAAUGGGCUACUUGAGUAAAAAAAAAAAAAAAACAAUUAAACGCAAACAUUAAACUAUUUGAGAUUUCUACAUGUUUGAUAACUGCAUGUUUUGUUACGUCUCAAGAACUUCUGUGUUCCUUUAAAACUCGCCAAGAGUCUUCACUGGUUAAGCCUACGCAUGAGCCACUGAACCAAUCGACGGCAUUGUUCAUAGAGCCGACUAGAAGGUGUCCAAUGAAAGGACCGGUGACGCACGCUCCGGCUGUCAAAGCCUGAAGGUAGGCUACGCUCAAACGCGAGGGCGUGCUGUUAGAUGUCAUUCAGUCCUGGUAGUCUAAUGAUUGCGGCUCGCACCACGCUCGUGACAUAGGUUGACAGCGCUCAAGAAAAACACAUGUGACUUAUAUCUGCACACUGCAUAUCCAGACACAGCGCAAAGAUUUGGCGUGAAACAGAAGGCAAAUAAUAGUCUGCUUUCGAGAUGUCACUGAUUGAAGAAUAUGCAGACGGUGAAUAUGAGAGGGCCCCUAAGCGCCUCAAAACGUCGGAGGUUGAGGAAGGAGAGGAUCUAGAAGAAGGGGAGGAUUCAGACUCAGCAUCCGUGGGGCUGCUUGGAGAUGAGGAUGAACCAGGGCCCGAUGGGGAGCAACGCGCCCGCUGGACUGUGUCAAAAUACGGCUCGGGUAAAAAGGAUAACGGUGAUAAUGCGCACCGCAUCGCUCCAUCCCCAGUGGUCCAUGUGAGGGGUCUGUGUGAGUCUGUGGUGGAGGCUGAUCUUGUGGAGGCCUUGGAGAAGUUUGGAAACAUCUGCUAUGUGAUGAUGAUGCCAUUCAAGCGGCAGGCCUUGGUGGAGUAUGAGAACAUUGACAGUGCUGACCGCUGUGUGACCUACGGGGCUAAAGAAGCCGUCUACAUCGCCGGCCAACAGGCCUUCUUUAACUACUCCACCAGCAAGAGGAUCACAAGACCCACCAAUGCAGAUGACCCCAACAGUGGGAACAAAGUCUUACUUCUCUCCAUCCAGAACCCCCUCUACCCCAUCACUACAGAUGUUUUGUACACAGUCUGCAAUCCUAUUGGCAAUGUGCUGCGUAUAGUGAUCUUCAAGCGCAACGGAAUCCAGGCCAUGGUGGAGUUUGAGUCCGUUCAGAAUGCCCAGAGGGCCAAAUCAGCCCUAAACGGAGCAGACAUAUAUGCGGGCUGCUGCACGCUGAAAAUCGAAUAUGCGCGGCCGUCACGCCUCAAUGUCAUCAGAAAUGACAAUGACAGUUGGGACUACACAAAGCCCUUUCUCGUCAGGAGAGAACGUGGGAAAGGCAGACAACGACAGGCCAUUCUAGGGGAGCAUCCCUCAUCUUAUGGGGAUAAUGGCUAUGGUUCUCACUGCCCCCUGUUGCCGCUGCCUACCAACACCAGGUUUAAAAGAAGCUCACAUGACUUGCCCGAGGUGGUUGCUUAUCCGUUACCCCAGACGUCCUCCUACAUGGGGCAUGCCUCCAGUUCUGUUGCCAUGGUGAGCGGGCUUCACCCUGGGAAGAUGAACUGCACACGCAUCUUCAACCUCUUCUGUCUCUAUGGAAACAUUGAGAAGGUGAAGUUUAUGAAGAGCGUGCCGGGUACAGCACUGGUGGAGAUGGGGGAUGAGUACGCCGUGGACCGUGCCAUCACACACCUCAACAACAUCAAGAUCUUCAGCAAGAGGCUUAAUGUCUGUGUGUCCAAGCAACAGGCCGUCAUCCCAAGCCAGGUGUUUGAGCUGGAGGACGGUUCCAGCAGCUACAAGGACUUUGCCAUGACCCGCAACAACAGAUUCAUGAGUGCUGGCCAGGCCUCGAAGAACAUCAUCCAGCCCCCAUCCUGCGUGCUGCACUUCUACAAUGUGCCCCCCUGUGUGACCGAAGAGGAGCUGGGGAGGUUAUGUUCAGAACAUGGUGUCCCUGGGUUCGUUAAAUUCAAAGUCUUUGAUGCCAAACCCAGCUCUAAAACCAUAUCAGGUCUGCUUGAGUUUGACAGUAAGACAGAUGCUGUGGAGGUCCUGACAGUGCUCAACCAUUAUCAGAUCAGGAUACCAAAUGGAUCCAACCCGUACACUCUGAAGCUGUGCUUCUCCACUUCCUCACAUCUGUAAACUGACCAACCAGAAAGGUGCACAAGCAGUGGAGUAUUGUUCUUCAUAAAGAUGGAGAAUGGUAUUGCGGAUCAAAGAACUCAAAUGUACAAAGAGGAAAGAGCUCAAGUGUGAAGCACUAAAAUAACAAUUUCUUUAUCGGCAGUUUGACACCUAGGAUCAAAUGUAUCAAUCUAUCAGUUUAUCGUAAGACCAUGUGUACACACAUUCCCACAUUUUGUAUUCUGAGGGUUUUCAUCACACACCAUGCACACCCAAAUCACAAAUCUGAACAUGAGUACAAUGAAGCUCAUAAAAACGCUUAACUUCCACCCUCACAAUUAUCCCUUUAUGUGUUGAGACACAUGUGGAAUUGGUGGGAUUAUCAUGUCCAUCUUUCAAGUGAACCUCCACACAGACGGGGCAUCUGCCCGUGAAUGAGCUUCAGAUGCUUGCUGCCAAUCCUGUGGGUUUCUGAGGGAUCAGCUGCCGUGUGGAUCACGUCUGUGUUCACAGUUAGAAGGGAGGAGUAAUAUGAUCUAUGAAGUGAGGGACAAAUGAAUAUAUGUUUAUAUAUUCUUACCUAGAUUUGUGCCAUGCACUGCUUUAACAAAGAAUGAAUUAAUCAUCCAUAUUGUUGCCAUUUGUUAGUGUCAUGGUGGAGUCUCACAUAACUUGAGAGUCAUUUAAUGGAAUUUUAUCCUGGUGUCUAUAGUCUUCAUUUCAUUGGGGAAAACUGACGUUGCUGUAGAAUGCAUUUUAAUAUUGGGCCUGUGUAGUGUUAAACAUACCUUGAGGUCAUCCGGGUGAACCCUUCCCAUACAACUGACACGAUAGCUACUGACAGUUCAGUUACCACGGUAAUAGGACAACACGAGAAACAAUAAGACUACGAGAAUUCCUGACUGUAAUGAUUGAUACACAGACUGUUUAGCCUACUUGCAUCACCGUUAGUUUCUCUUGGUGUUGCAUAUCUUCAAAUCACAAAUAUGAUGCGUACACCGCCUCAAGAUCAUGCACAGAGGCAUGUAUGUUUUCCCGUCAAGUUUAUUUAAAAAAAUACAAUUUUAAUGCGUAAAAAAUGCUUAGCACGAUUUGAGUGCGUGUGCACGUCUGAUACAUGAGACCCCUGGGGUGUCAGUAUUGUCUUCAUAUCCUAGCAUGCCUUUUGGCACCUGCACUAAGUUCCUGAUUACCCUGGUACAAGAGGACGUGGGAUUAAAUGCAUUAUUUUAUCUGUUUGUGUCUACUUGGCCGUCAUGGGCUUUUGUCUGUAAUUUUGUUGUCAAUAUGUCACUGGCACUGCUAGUAAGCUGUGUACAUUUGAAAUAAUAAAUACAUCUAUAUAUGUCAGUCCUGUCAUAGUUGGAUCAACCUAAAUGAAUAUAGUGUGUUUGUCUGUGUCUGAAUCCUGGUAGAUAACAGGAGUUGUUGAGGAACAGAAUUACAAGGAGGAAGUGAAAUCUGUAUAGACUGUAAUGUAUAUUAUAUUGUAAUAUAUCAUGGAAGGGGACAAUGUUGUUAUACAUCUUUCAUGCAACUUUUAGUUUUGUGUUAGUGUUAGUUGAGUUGUUUGUCCAUAUGGGCAAUAGACACAUCCAAGACCCAGUUCUGAGCAUGGUCAGCCAUUAAAUCAUGUGCCAGACAUUAAAGGUAUGCCAAUUAUUGCUGCUAUUGGAGUGCAGAGUAUUUCUCCAUGGUUGACGUUUACAGGAUGCAGUACCAAAAUAUUUGUGCAUCUAUAAAAUACAAGGAUAUAUUUUAUGUAAUAUAUUUUAACAGACUGAAAAGAUUGUUUUGUGUAUAAUAACUAUGAAAAUUAUGAAGCUGUAAUUAGUCAACAGCUCUGACACAGACGCCACACAACAAUAUAAUAAUAAUAAUAAUAAUUCAUUUUAUUUGUAACGCACUCUUCAUUCAGAAGAAUCUCAGAGUGCCAAUAUAUAUCUGAAUGUAUAAUUGGAACUACUGAUAACUACUAUUGAUUUAAAUGUUUUUGGAAAAUUUCAAUAUUUCAGAAAUAUAGUUGUUUAUCAAAGUCAAAGUCAGUGUAUUAUUAUGGUCACACCAUAAUAACAUUUAUAAUGGUGGAAAUGGCUGUUAAAGCUGGAAAUGAUUGAUUAAUCUCGAAUAUCUACUUAAGGUUACAAAGGCCCUUUUUAACAUCCUCUUCUGUGUUUCAAUACAACCUUAUGUUAGCUAAUCCUACAUUAUCCUAGUUAUCCCAAUGAUCCGGCCAGUUCAUCUGUAGAUAACCCUUCUGCUAUUAUGUUUGUACUGCUGAAAAUGCUUGAAAAGCUGAAAAAGCAAUAAAACUGACCUUUUUGGGCCA